Molecule: messenger RNA, 685 nt
Organism: Cornus florida
Lineage: Eukaryota; Viridiplantae; Streptophyta; Magnoliopsida; Cornales; Cornaceae
Product: protein TRI1-like
Exons: 2
Coding region: 120-446 (108 amino acids)
Cellular component (GO): nucleus
Source: RefSeq, a predicted model, not a curated record
UUUCAUCCUUUUAAGUACAGAAAAAAAGAGAAGGAAAGCAUCUCCACACUCUCACAAAAACUCUCUCUCUCUAGGGUUUUAUAGGUUGUGUGAUAGUGAGAGAGGAGAGCGGAAGUGAAAUGGCAUCAAAUGGGGUUUUUGGAAGGUUCUGCAGAGCUCUGAUGGCGGCGGCCGCCGGCAUUCCGAAGGACACUCGGGAAACCAGGGUCCUGAAGGUCGGACCCAUCUCCCCGGAGCUGAAAAAAUUUAUGGGCGUCCCUUCAACGUGUCGCACCGAUGCCGUGAGAAAGGUGUGGGCACACAUAGUGCAACACAAGCUUCAGGAACUCGAUGACCCAAACUUCAUUCAUUGCGACGAUGAACUGAAGCCCUUAUUUGACGGCCAAGAGAGCGUCAAGCUCUUGGACAUCCCAAAAUUGCUGUCCUUGCAUUUCAAGGAGAAAUGAAACUGGAUCUGGAUGUUAGGGUGUUGUUUAAAACUUGUGUUGAUCACAAAACUGGGUGACUCCAUUAACACCAUUUUGGAUGUUAGGGUGGUGUUUAGAUGCUUUUUUUUUUUUUGGUUUUCCUCUUCAUGCAUGAACUCGAGACAAGAAGCCAAGACUGUUGCAGUUUCUUUAAGAUUGAUUUGCUAUUGAACGAGAUACUUAUUAUUUAUGGGAAGUUUUGGAAAAUGGUUCAGGCA